This is a messenger RNA of Paramisgurnus dabryanus, 3545 nucleotides long. The record is from RefSeq and is a predicted model, not a curated record. NCBI's taxonomy places the organism in Eukaryota, Metazoa, Chordata, Actinopteri, Cypriniformes, Cobitidae.
CAACCCAAACAAACGCGGAGACCCCCCAAAAAGCGAAUGACUUUGAGGUAUUUACCUCACUACUUAUUUUUACCGUUUGAUUCUGUUUUAAUGUCUGAAUGUCAGUAAGAAGAAAAUAACGUUUAGAUAUGAAUCUGCAUACGCGAUGUACAUCGGUUAUAUUUAUCAUUGAAAGCUCAUUUAAAGACAUCUCGAGUAAAACAGUUUAACGGAACACGAGUACAAAAUGCUGCAUCCUCGUCGUAUGUGAAGUUUAAUGCAUUUUAUCAGAAGAGAUUAGAUGAAGAGUUCAGUUGUGUGUCUAUGAAGAAUGAGAGGCCAAUGGAUCCACCAACAGCAUUUAAGAGAUCAGACGUAAUGGAACCCGUCUGUAAAAAGGUGAAGUUUGAGCAAUCUGUGAAUCAACCACAAUAUGUGUGUCCUCAAUACAGCCAUGACUCUAAAAUUAAUGAAGUCCUGAACACAUUUAAAUCAAAUCUGAGAGAGAAGUUUCAGUGUUUGUAUCCAGGAACAUCAAAGCAGAGAAACUCAACACUACUGAACGAGAUCUACACAGAGCUCAACAUCACAGAGAUUAAAAGUGGAGAGGCAGAGGAGACACCAAUCAAAUGUAAUGACAUCUUUAAACCUUUACCUGAGCAACACAAACACAUCAGAAGUGUGAUGACAAAGGGAGUUGCUGGCAUUGGAAAAACAGUCUCUGUACAGAAGUUCAUUCUGGACUGGGCUGAAGAGAAAGAGAAUCAGGACGUCCACCUCAUAUUUCCACUUCCUUUCCGAGAGAUCAAUUUGUUGAAGGACAAAACACUCAGUCUUUUAGAUCUUCUUCAUCUUUUUUUCCCAGAGACAAAAGAAAUGGAAAUCUUCAGUGAUGAAUAUAAAGUGUUGUUCAUCUUUGAUGGUUUGGAAGAGUGUCGUCUGUCUCUGGAUUUUCACAGCAGUGUGAGGUUGUGUGAUGUAAGUGAAUCAACCUCAGUGGACGUGAUGCUGACAAACCUCAUCAAGGGGAAUCUGUUUCCCUCUGCUCGCAUCUGGAUCACCUCCAGACCAGCAGCAGCUGAUCUCAUCCCCUCUGAGUGUGUUGAUCGAGUCACAGAGGUACGAGGCUUCAGUGAUCCACAGAAGGAGAAAUACUUCAGAAAGAGAAUCAGACAUAAGAGUUUGGCCAAGAAAAUCAUCUCACACCUGAAGUCAUCCAGAAGUCUCUUCAUCAUGUGUCACAUCCCAGUGUUCUGCUGGAUUUCAGGCACUGUUCUAGAGAGAAUAUUGAGUGAAUCAAAAAGAAGAGAGAUCCCCAAGAAUCUCACUGAAAUGUACACACACUUCCUGAUCAUUCAGAAGGACUACGAGAAGAAUAAAGACAUCAUCUUCAAAAUUUGUAAACUGGCUUUUGAGCAGAUUAUGAAAGGCAAUCUGAUCUUCUAUGAUGAAGACCUGAGAGAGUGUGGCAUUGAUGUAUCAGAAGCAUCGGUGUACUCAGGAUUGUGUACUCAGAUCUUCAGAGAGGAGUUUGGUUUGUGUCAGAGGAAAGUUUACAGCUUUUUUCAUCCGAGCAUUCAGGAACAUCUAGCAGCUCUACAUGUGCACCUUUCUUUUAUGAACAACAACUUAAAUGUGUUGACUGCAUUUAAAAUGAAUCAAAGUUGUAAGCCUUCAAUAAUUGAUCUGUAUCAGAGAGCUAUAGAUGAGACUGUGAAGAGUAAAAGUGGACAUCUGGAUCUCUUUCUUCGUUUUUUUCUGGGUUUGUCACAGAAGUCGCAUCAGAAUCUCAUACCAGGUCUGAGGUUACUGACAUGCUACAACAAUGCGAAAACAAUGAAAUACAUAAAAGAGAAGAUCAGGAAGAAUCCUUCACCAGAGAAAUCCAUCAAUCUGUUUCAGUGUCUGAAUGAACUGGGUGAUGUUUUACUAGUGAAGGAAAUCCAACAAUAUCUGACAUCUACAAUAAUAAAUAAAACCACACUGUCUUCAUAUCAGUGGUCAGCUAUAGUUUCGGUGAUGCUGACAUCAAAACAGGAGCUGAAGUUUACUAUGAAUCCGUUUGUUAAAGGAAUUAAUGCUGAAUCACUGAAAGUUCUUAAGGAGCUGCUGCCUGUGAUUUGUGAGUCCAGAUCAGUUCAGUUAAUUUCUUGGAAUAUCACAGAUGAACGUUGUGUUGCUCUGUCUUCAGCUCUGAGAUCAAACCCAUCACACCUGAGAGAACUGAAUCUGGGUCAUAAUAAACUGAAAGAUUCAGGAGUGAAGCUGCUCUCUGACGUACUGAAGAAUCCUGACUGUAAACUGCAGAUACUGAAGUUGAAUUCUUGUUAUAUCUCAGCUGAAGGUUGUGCUGCUCUGACUUCAGCUCUGAGAUCAAACCCAUCACACCUAAGAGAUCUGAAUCUGUCUAAUAAUUAUCUUGGAGAUCCAGCAAUGGAGCAUCUCUCUGAUCUACUGGAGCAUCCUAGCUUUAAACUGGAGAAACUCUGGUUGUGUUUUUGUAAUCUCACAGAUGAAGGUUGUGUUGCUCUGUCUUCAGCUCUGACAUCAAACCCAUUCCAUCUGAGAGAACUGAGUCUGUGUAAUAAUAAACUUGGAGAUUUAGGAGUGAAGCUGCUGUCUGCUAUAGUGGAGAAUACUCGCUGUAAACUGGAGAUACUGAAGUUGAAUGAUUGCAAUAUCACAGAUGAAGGUUGUUUUGCUCUGACUUCAGCUCUGAGAUUAAACCCAUCACAUCUGAGAGAUCUGUUUUUGUCUCAUAAUAAUCUGGGAGAUUUAGGAAUCAGGCUGAUCUCUGAUCUGAGAAAUGAUUUAAAGCACAAACCGAAAAAACUAAGAAUCAUAACCCUGUGUCAUAACAAGAGCUGAAAAUGUAAGAUGGUGUCAAACCCAGACAAAUGCCUUCAAAUGGCUGGAUCCACAGGGAGCAAUUUCUGAAAACAUUUAAUUCAUGUUGAAUCAACAUCUGAAACCUCUCUCAAAUAAUUCACAUCUACCCUUAAGAAGGCCACCACCAUGGUUUGGGGACAAAGUCUCACACCUCACCAAGCUGUUCAGCUCUCAGGACAAACUGUAUGUGAAAUGCCGCAUUCUGCAUGCACAGUGUCUGAAACCGGCCUUGUUUGAUGUCAUAUGAAGUAUUUUAAUGCAAGCUGUACAAUUUGGUUGAUUCAUUUAACAACAGAAUUCAAUAUUAAAAUGAAACAACAAAUUUAGUUUCACUCAGUGCUGAUAGACACCUCCCCCUCUCAGGCAUAAACCAAUCACCUACUGUAUGCAAAUUAAGGACAGCCCUGUGUUUACAGCAACCAAUCAGUACCACAUUCAUAUAUGCUUUGUUCUCUCUGGAUACUUAAGGAAAAGUUUGUAAAUUGUUCAGGGGGAUUUUCUCUAUUCAGAAAUGAACCCCGUGAUAAUGUGUCUUGGCACAGCAUAAUGUAUUUUUUUUAUUUUGCUUACCAUGUAUGCAAUGGUUUUUCCUUUGUUUCGUAUUUUAUUUUUUUGUAAAUUGGCUUCUGAAUUCUUUUUCCUACCUGGUUAAUAAAUUGUUACAUUUGUUUUCAUUC